AUGGUUACAGUUGAAGAGUCACUGACAGUGGCUGACCAAUAUGAUGGACGCAGUGAGAGGACAAAAUUUGAACAUUCAGUAAGUGUUCCUGUCAUUGAUGCGAGAAGUAAAAUGAGGACAACUGGCGUGUCUUACGUGCAAAACAUGCAGGAUUUUGACAAGAGAUUGUCUAAGGUUGAGGUUUCAUUGUCUGAAUUUCGAUCCAACCAUGAAGCAGUGUCUACCAAGUUCACAGAUGAAGUAACUGAAAUAAAAAAGAUGCUGGAAACGCUUUCUGAACAGACACUCCACUUUCAAGUUUUUGAUGGGUUGGUUCCCCAUAUUACUGAUUUUAGUGAUAAAGUAGGAAAUGCAAUAUUGCACUACAUUUUUCAUGAAGGACUUGAUGCAGAUGAGACAAUUGUUCAGUUUGAAAAAUUUCAUGCGACAAGAAUGACAAUGAAGUCAUUGGGACCCAAACAGUGGUUGCAGAGCAAGGAAGAAGUCCUCCUACUAGAUACUCUUCUAAGUCGAACAAUGAAGCAUGCACGACGUAAGCAAGUGGAUGAUGUGGCAUCGUCGUCAAAUGUUAGAAACGAUCUCGCAUUAAAGCUUGUUACCAAUCCACACAAUACUAAGCGAGAUGAAAUAAUUGGCAAGUCAUUGAACCUCUUGGACAUAAACUUACGAUGA
Molecule: messenger RNA, 672 nt
Organism: Ilex paraguariensis (yerba mate)
Lineage: Eukaryota; Viridiplantae; Streptophyta; Magnoliopsida; Aquifoliales; Aquifoliaceae
Source: the annotation of a GenBank genome assembly